AUGGAAAUCGGAUUGGGAAAAAAACGUAAAUCAAGUAAAUUAAGCGGUGGUUCCUCGAUUCACAUCCACAAUUCGACAUUAUCAGGAAACUCUCUUGCCGUUGCUGGGAGCACUUCAACUACUAAGGCUAUUAUUAAACGCAAGCGAGAGCUUAGAGAAAGAAAGCCAGUAUCUUAUGCUGAAGACUCAACGGACACAGAUAUAAGUUCAGAUCCUGAUUAUGAGGAAUCUCGGAGAAUUAAAAGACGAUUUGAUAUUAAUGGAUCCAUCACUGCUGAAAGUGAUUAUGAUCUUUCGAAUUUUGAGCGUGCUUAUCAAUCUCUUGAUCCCCAAAAAACAUGGACUCUCAAUUCGUCUGGUCGUGUUGUCGAAAAAGUUAUUUAUGAUCAUGCACGAAAAUUUAAACAUGAUUCCUACUUACACUCUUUCAUUAUAAAUGAUGCUGAUCAAGAGGCAAAAAAACUAUUUAACAACGAUGAAUGGAAUGAAAUCUUUUCCACCAAUCUCAAACAAGUACCAAAUAUCGAUAAAAAUAUUACAGAUUUCUUAAAAAAUACACAGUACACGAACUAUCUACCUUUCAAAAAGUUGUAUUUAUCCAUGUAUUCUCUGUGGGAAGGAGAAAGCAAUUUUAAUUCAUCUUCAAAACUAGAAGGUUGGUUUGAGAUGAAUGUUUGGGCCCAUUUAGUAGAUCCUGCUUUUCGUGGGAUGGAAAUUGAGCUACGCAACAAUCACCUUGAAUUCGGUGCGAUUGAAGCCGGGAGAAACUGGGAGGGAUCAAAAGGAACCAAGUUCCUAACAGAUUCCUUAAAAAUGUGUAAAAUGCUUAAAGACAUAUUAAACGAACUUGCAAGCGAAUGCAAUAUGAAAGAAGAUAUUGUAAGGAAGCUACAAACAGCCGGGAUUCUCCAAGGAGCCAAUAUGAUGCAACUAAUUACUGUUGAUCUUCCGAUGGGAUAUGUUACUCGUAUUUGUCGUCGAAAAUUUUAUGAAGUUCCUAGUCGUUUAAGCAAUUACCAAUCAUUUGCGUUCAUUAUAAUGGAGGUUUUAGCCUUAAAAUCUAUAAUUAAGCGAACAUUUAACUUAGUAAACGAGUCAAUAGAUUUUGAACAGUUUCUCGAGAGCUAUUAUGAAAAUGAUAAGCCCCAGACACCCCCUCGAAAUAGUGUAUCUCUUACAUCAUCUACUCAUACGACCCCUAAAAAAAACGAGUUAAAGAUCUUCAAGAUACUAUUCAAG
Funneliformis mosseae is the source of this 1239-nucleotide messenger RNA. Lineage: Eukaryota; Fungi; Glomeromycota; Glomeromycetes; Glomerales; Glomeraceae. The record is from the annotation of a GenBank genome assembly.